GAAACCUUCGAACCUUCUAUAUCAUCACACUACAGCCUUCAGGGCGGUCUCUUCCCCCCAACUCGAUUCAGAGCGUCGCCGUCCGCUGCAAGAGCUCUCUCUCUCUCUCACCCCAACCUAUCCGUUCCAUUUUUCCUACAGAAGAUGUCGCUGCGAGUGCUUAACCCUAAUGCUGAAGUGCUCAACAAAUCAGCGGCCCUGCACAUGAACAUCAAUGCUGCUAAGGGCUUGCAGGAUGUGCUCAAGACUAACCUCGGUCCCAAAGGCACUAUUAAAAUGCUUGUUGGUGGAGCUGGUGACAUUAAGCUUACUAAGGAUGGGAAUACGCUCUUGAAGGAAAUGCAAAUCCAAAACCCUACCGCGAUUAUGAUUGCAAGGACCGCUGUUGCCCAAGAUGAUAUAAGUGGUGAUGGUACAACAUCCACUGUCCUCUUUAUUGGUGAGCUUAUGAAACAGUCAGAGCGCUACAUUGAUGAAGGGAUGCAUCCACGUGUUCUGGUUGAUGGUUUUGAGAUUGCAAAAAGAGCUACUCUCCAAUUUCUUGAAAAAUUUAAGACUCCUGUAGUGAUGGGUGACACGCCUGAUAAAGAGAUUUUGAAAAUGGUGGCAAGAACUACAUUAAGAACUAAGUUAUAUGAAGCAUUGGCAGAUCAAUUGACUGACAUAGUUGUUGAUGCAGUGCUCUGCAUUCGCAAGCCUGAGGAAGCCAUUGAUUUAUUUAUGGUGGAAAUUAUGCACAUGCGCCAUAAGUUUGAUGUGGAUACACGAUUGAUUGAGGGUCUUGUCCUUGAUCAUGGCUCUAGACAUCCUGAUAUGAAGCGACGAGCUGAGAAUUGUUACAUCUUGACGUGCAAUGCGUCAUUGGAGUAUGAGAAAAGUGAAAUAAAUGCAGGAUUUUUCUACUCAAAUGCUGAGCAAAGAGAGGCAAUGGUUGCUGCUGAAAGGCGUCAGGUUGAUGAAAGAGUGAAAAAGAUCAUUGAGCUGAAGAACAAGGUUUGUUCAGGUAACGAUAAGAACUUUGUUGUCAUAAAUCAGAAGGGAAUAGAUCCGCCAUCUUUAGACCUGCUUGCAAGGGCAGGGAUUAUUGCCCUUCGAAGAGCAAAGAGGAGAAACAUGGAGCGAUUGGUUUUGGCUUGUGGGGGGGAGGCUGUUAAUUCAGUGGAUGAUUUAAUGCCUGAGUGCCUUGGUUGGGCGGGUUUGGUCUAUGAGCAUAUUCUUGGGGAGGAGAAGUACACCUUUGUGGAAAAUGUGAAGAAUCCUCUUUCUUGUACAAUUUUAAUAAAAGGACCAAAUGACCAUACCAUUGCACAGAUAAAGGAUGCUGUUCGUGAUGGCCUAAGAGCAGUCAAAAAUACAAUCGAAGAUGAAGCUGUUGUUUUAGGAGCGGGGGCUUUUGAGAUAGCAGCAAGACAGUACUUAAUUAAUGAAGUGAAGAAAACUGUUCAAGGGCGUGCGCAACUUGGCAUUGAAGCUUUUGGUGAUGCCCUUCUCAUGGUGCCAAAGACACUUGCUGAGAACUCUGGGCUUGACACUCAAGAUGUCAUCAUUGCUCUUAAGGGAGAGCAUGACAGGGGGAAUGUUGUUGGAUUAAACCAGCACACAGGCGAGCCCAUUGACCCCCAAAUGGAGGGUAUCUUUGAUAACUACUCUGUCAAGUGCCAAAUCAUUAACUCCGGGCCUGUUAUAGCAUCUCAGUUACUGCUGGUAGAUGAAGUGAUUCGUGCUGGGCAUAACAUGCAGAAGCCAAGUUAGCGAUGUGUGGUUUUCCUGUUAAUUGGAAGCUUUCUUGUUUUGGUGUGGUGUGGACAAUUAGGAAGCUUUCUAAGCUGGUGAGCAUGAAGAGAGGUUGUUGUGGUAAGAAAAUAUGAGAUUUGUUAAAUGGGGCGGGCAUCUCAGUAUUUUUGUUAGCUAUGAUUUGUUGGCAGUGUCGUAUAAUUGUAAUUUGACCGGAGUUUUAACAUUUAUCAUCAGGUUUAGUUCAAUGACCUAAUAUUGUUAUAUGCAUAGUGCUGGAUUUUUGGGACAAGAUUUGCAAGGCCGGCCUGCCAUUAUUAUUAUUAAAAAUAAAAUCUGCUUUGGUAGUUU
Malania oleifera is the source of this 2085-nucleotide messenger RNA. Its product is annotated as T-complex protein 1 subunit zeta 1. Gene Ontology annotation, cellular component: chaperonin-containing T-complex. Gene Ontology annotation, molecular function: ATP binding; ATP-dependent protein folding chaperone; ATP hydrolysis activity. Lineage: Eukaryota; Viridiplantae; Streptophyta; Magnoliopsida; Santalales; Ximeniaceae. The record is from RefSeq and is a predicted model, not a curated record. Gene Ontology annotation, biological process: protein folding. Bases 145 to 1752 code for a protein of 535 amino acids. The transcript has 16 exons.